AUGUAUCUCGAUCUCAUGAAUGAAAACUCAAAACACACCAAGAUACAUAAAGACGAAGUCGCUCAGAAGCAGAAAGAUACCAGUUUAUGGCUACGUACAGAAUUGAAAACAAAACUGAAAUACGCCUGGUUGAUUUGCUGAGAAAGGCCAGCUGUCAGUCUGUAAGAGGCAUUCAUAAUGCUAAAUUCCUAUGUGUUGCGCUGCACGGGAACGUAUAAGAUGUAAUUAAGAAACAGAAACAUGGAAGCUUUCCUCAUCUCAUGCAGGUUUUAAGAUUGUUCAGCUUUUCUUUGCUUGGCCAAUUCAAGUGCAUUACGUUUCCUCAACAAUUCAGAUUCUUCGAGGUCUGCAGGGAACAUCUCAUGGAGCGUUCGAUAAUGGCGGCUUCCAAAUGUUAAGUCUCCAACACAAUAGAUACCUGUUCUUUCUCAAUUCUUGCAUUUAACUUGACUAUAAUAUGACGUCGAACAAGCAAGUUUUCUUUCUUUCUUUUGGCUUUCCUGGUGCAAAUGUAGUAUAAUCAAGUAGGAACAUUAUUUAAUAUACAAUUUAAUCCUGUUGCAUAACGAUAAUGUCCAGUUUUCUGUUCUCCGAUCAUAGGAAGGGUGCCUGAAAACGAACAUAAAAGAAUACCUAAAUCCAGAUUCAAUACCUAACUAUGACUUUGCCAUCACACCGCCGAAAAAACAACAUCGACGCGGAGGAAAUACAGCACGGCCAAAAAUUACACGACCGCAUGAGAGAGAAAGGAAUGUGCAUGUAUUGGGGUAGGACUUACCAGAAAUUUAUGAUGGCGCCAAUGUUUUGAGGCCUACUUCAUAUAUGUGUUUUGUGGCCAAACAUACUCCACAGAACGUUCACAUCGAGGAAACAAAAAUCAGCACUAGUUUGCUUAAUCGACUGAUUUGCGGGCAAAACGAACGUUCUUACAAAAGUCAAUAUCACGAGCAGCGUAGUUUUCUGAGCAUGAAUUCAAGCCCCAAUGAAUGUACAUCGUAGCUGAACUGCAUUACGAGAUUAAUCCUGAAUGUAAUGCUAUGUCAGGAAACAAAAUGAUACGUACUACAGAAACUGAAUUUACGUGGAAAAACAAGCCAGAGCAUGGAGGAGCACAGCUACUUUCAAACGGUACGCCUGUAAAUCUCUAAUACUUAAACUGGUAAGUAAUCAUGACUGACCUUCUUCAACUGCCUUGCCAGAUGGAAAAAAGAAAUGUCACUUGGUGUGGCUUUGUAUUUCAUCUUUUUGGUGCCAAGCUAGAGGAAAGUUUUGAGUGAAAAUAAUUGCAUGUAAAAAGGCUUUAACGUUUUACACUGAAUAUAAAUCCAAGACCUCAAGACUUGAAAAACAAUCAACAGCAACAGGUCGAGAGUUGGAUGUGAAAGCCCUCCUCAACUGUCAACAUAAAAGCGUGCGCUGAUUUCCAUGAGAAAAAAGGUGUAAAAUGCUUUGCUCCAUAAUCAAACACAUAAUCAUUUGCCAACUGUGCACGUUUCUUUUGCAAUCUUCAACUUGUCCAGGGGAGUGAAAUUGGCUUUAAGAUUUACAAAAAUACAAAGAACCGAACAAGAGACUUGCAAAACUCUCUCCGUCCAUCAGUCGUUUCGUCUUCAAAGUAAACGAUCACCCUCAUUGCUACUUUCUAUACCCUUGCAGAAAGUGUUAUAAAAAAUUUUAUCGAAGAAAUCAACCAAAUUUUAGAUGGGAAUCGUUCUUAAGAAAGUUGCAUUUACAAUUUGGGUACUCAUCGUAAUACAUCCCGAAGCAUGUUCUCCUUCAAACACCCCUUUCACUCAUGAUAGUCCUUUAUCAAUAAAAAGGCCUAUCUUGGGCUUGUCCAACUAAAAAUAUAACGUUAUUUCGUAUGCUAAAUUACCAAACGAGAUGAUAUCUUCUGCAAAUGUGUAGGAGUUCCAGUUGAAAAAUGCAGAAACAGUUCUCAGACCUUUUAUUUUCUUUGCAUAUAUUACUCGAUUUUUCUGCCUGUAUUAGUCAGUCGACGCCAAUGCUGUUAUUUAGGACAAUUAAAUAAUAAAAUAAAUUCUGUUCUUUUUUCGCCUUUGCGCCUUGCAUGAUUGCCUAAGCAAACAAUAAGUGAUACUUGGAGUUUGAUAACUUUGAUUUUACGAAGAGCAAAUAACAAACGUGGAAAGUACAUGUCCUCAUCCAAUACAUGUUCUUUACGUGCCAGUAUUUUCGCAUUCAAUAGUUUCUCUUCAAUACAAAUCAAAGCCCUUAAGUAAGAUAACUUUCUGUGAAUAUAAAACUUUCCAUGCAUUUACUAGUACAAGGUCGCUCAGGAAAUCAAAUGCCCACUGCUUUCCAAAUGUAUACAUCAAGCGAUGAAAAGUGAUCUCCAAUCGAACACAAACGUCUCAUAGCGGUCAAUAAUGACCGCUUCCAAACGUACGAAUAAACUGGUAAAAAAGAGUGCUUCCCUGUUUAAGUCUUAACACUAUAGAUUACUGUUCUUUGUUUUUCAACACAAACUCAUUCCCUGACUAUAAAUCUGCUAUAAGGAGACUAAAUAUAUAUCAGGCAGAAAUUUCCAUUUAACGCAUGGAAGGGAAAUCAGUUUAUACUCACAAGAUGACAGAUGCUAGUUGGUGGCUUCACAUAUACAGAAUUUAAACAAAGCCAGAGUACGCUUGCUUGUUGCAGGCUGAUAUGUUGUACAAGAUCAGUCAUAGAUGUGCUGUCUAAGUCACUCGAGGUUGUUCCAGUGACAAGCGUGUUGGUCUGUAACAUGAUUUUACUUUCCUGUUCCUGAAACAUGCCAUUAUCUUGGACGAAGAUCAAUGAUUACUUUUGAAUUUUAAAAUUAAUCAAUACAGACGUGAAUAAACAAUGCCUGCUCAAUGCCCACUAAAUUCAUGAAAAAAUAAAUACUAUAGGCUUGUAUAUAGUACUGCCCUCAAUUCGAGCUUUGCAAAUCAAGUCACACACAAACGGGAAAAAUGUCAGUCCAUCAACCGUGACAGACGAGUGAAAUUGCUCUUACUUUAUUUAUCAGUCAAAUAUACUUUCACAAAUUUGUUAGCAAAGUAAGCAUAUGCCAUUUAUGCCAUAAAGAUCUAAGAUCUAUUUCUCAAGAUAGACAGUAAUAAUUUUACACUUAUGGACAAGGGCACUUUCACAUUGUGGAGCCUGUGGAGGUAAAGUCUGUCAUAGGACAGUAAAUGCAAACCGUCAAAAGGUUAGAAGUCUCAGAAUAAACACAUUUGCUCCGUGUUUAAGAAGAGUAAAAUAAGGAAAAUCCACGAAAGCUAAUUAAGACGAAUGGCUAUCAAGCUAGAUUCAUAACACGUUGUGCCCGGAAACAACAAUGAGGCCACCGCGAAUUGUCCUCAAGUCACCUUACUUUCCAAAAAUUUUUUCACGUGUACUAAAGAAAACGCCAAAAACGUCUUUAUUUAAAAGCAUUUUAAAUAUUUUUCAACAGAAAUGAAAUGUUUAAUGAAAGGAAAAAGGUUUGGAAGCGACCAAGAUGUGAUGCAGCCAAAAAGCAAAUAUACACCUCGAUACGACGAGGUGUUGCUCAACACAAGUUUUUAGAUGCUUUAUUUGUGGCCGUUAAAUCCUCAUUGUCGUUUGUUCGAAUGAAGGACAAGCAAUAUUCAACGCACGAUCGCUGUUUCUUUCUGUGACCUUUCAAGGUAAUACUUGCGAAUGAAACCAAGGAGAAUUAUCUCCUCAUCAUCUUGUAACGUAACGAUAAUGUUCAGUUUUUAGAUCAUCGGAAACUAAACCUGAAAGGGAUCCUAAAAAAAAUGAUUGAGACAAGAUUCGACCAACUGCGACUUAACGAUCACACGGUGACAACACAACAUGGACGCGAAUUAAAACAGCAUUUCACAAUCGUAGUGCCCUCCCAAAUGGAAACUACUGACUAAAAAUCAUUGCGUGAAAAAACCUCUUCAAUUUACAGUCAAUAUCAAUCCAAAACCUGCAAGCAUGAAACAUAAUUCACAGCAACGCAGCCGGGGGGACGCAGAAAUUGAACAGGUCGAGAGUCAGAUGUCGGAGCAACAUCUUCCCGACAUAAAUUCUGUUCAUUCAAAUGUCCUCUGAUUUUCAUGAGAAAAGAGCGAAAAGUGUUUAUCGCCUUUAUUUAGAAAAAAAAUAUUAUUUUGCGCACUGAAAAUUCAUGUGUUUAUCGCCAAGAGAAAAAGACCUGCAGGGCUCUUAUUUAGAAAAAAAAAAGUAUUAUUUUAAGCGCACCCUGAAAAACUUCCAACCAAGCGUGAUUGAUGAUUUCUUUCACUUGUCCAACCACAAAUAUAAACCACAAAUAUAAGUUAAUUUCUUUUAUACGUUAAAUUUACCGCGGGAGAAGUCAUCUCGUGCAAGUUUGUCUGAUUCCUAAAUCGUAGAAACAGUUCUGAAUUCUUUAAGUUCACUGCGUAUAUAGGCUCCUGACUUUGCAAUAAUUAAUACAAUCUUUAUCUUUAAUCUAUUGUUUCGAACGGUUGAAGUUUUGAAUCCAUUAUCUUCUUCUCUGGCCUUCUGCGCUUUGCACAAUUGCCACAACAAACAAACAGUGAUAACUGGAGUAAAUACCUCUAAUUUUAAGACGUGCAAGUAAAGAAACAGAAAAGUUGAAAGUAUCCUUAUCCAACACAGGUCUUGGCAUUUAGAAGAUAUUCUUUGCGUGGCCCAUGAAGCUCUUUCUACAAACGGGACUACUUUAUUUCCUCAGUCGAUCCUUGGACUUGGACCGUUUUAUGUACAAAUAUCAAACGACAGGAAGAUCACCUGACGCAAGUCUGGGACAAAUCAGCUGUAGAAUCAAUCCUUGCAACAAUACGAAUUCUUCAUACCCGGAGAGAAAGCAACCUCAGGUGUAUUAACGUAAUAGCCAGCCAAAGUUUUCAUGUCAUCACCUCUGUUCACAUUACUUUCGCGAUGCAUUAACAUUAGAAACAAAAUAGCGAUGGAAAUAAUUCUUCGAUGAGGUACCAAAACGUCUUGUUUUGCAUCAUCCCUUCCCACAGCAUCCGUUGGAAUGGAGUCUCUGUUUUCAGUCCAUUUUCUGUAAUCCAUGGUGCGCCUACGGUAUCAAAUCAAUAUUCCUGAACUACUACAAAAUUGCCUUAUUCCCUCGUAUUUUUAAAAGAAUUGACUUUUGCGAGAACAUUUCAGAUACAUAAAACUCUCUUACUUCAAACAGAUAGCUUUUGAACAAUAAAGGUCGAAUCUAGAAAAUUCGUGUAGAAUUCAAUGUGCAAACUCUCUUGUGUGAACUCCAGAUGAAUGGACAGAGGAAUUAAAUAUGACAAACAGAUACGAAGUAUAAUCACUUGAGGUAACUAUUGGUGUUUAGAUUAUGGUUAUUUGCUCCGUACUAUAAUAUUUUUGCAUUUGUAGGCAAGGCUUUUUCACAUUAUGCAGUCAGUAGAGGUAACUGUAAGUCAGAAGGCAGUAAUUCUGGUCCAAUCCGUCAAUGCCAACAAUGCCAUUUGCAAUAUUAGUAAAGGAGUGACAUAUAUGGAAAAAGCAACAAAGCUAAUAUAGGACGACUCAGCUAUCCAACCAAACAUAUACCACGGUGUGUCCAAGGAGAACCUUGAUGCCACCACGAAUAGUUCGGAGUCGUUGUUGUUGUUUAGCCAGAUCACUUUCAGAAAAUUUAUGUCGCAAAUUGUAGCCAUUGAAAGUGGACAGUCUGCAAAUUAUAGUAGUUGCUAAAAAAUAUAUAUCUACGUGUCGCAACUGUUCAUCAGUAGGAUGCCUAAAAUGUGUGCAAUUCCACAAUUGGUUUCGGCUCCAUUAAAUCUUACACCAACUGCAGAACAUUUUAGGCAUCUUUGUCUACAAAAUGAAAUAUAACAGCAUGGCGCGAUAUAGCGUGUGGCCCCAGUCUAUCGAUUUAUGUCAUCUAACGAUCUAUAUUAUAUGUUCUUUUGUUACCAGUUAUGAACGAAAAAUCUAGCAAGUAUAGUUUCGAUCUUUGUUGACAAUUAAUGCUUGUCCUCUUGUUCAAAAAAUGGAGGAAUGCCCAAAACUUGAAAAUGGCUUAACUGUCCAACAAAGGACUCAUGUGGUAAAAUAACAGUUAUAAAUAAAAGUAUUCAGCAACGUUUUCCGCAAUAAAGGCGACACGAACGGGAAAAACUGAUCUCGGUUCACAAAAGGUUCGUGCGAUUAUAAAGAUUUCGUGUUUGAGUGAUCCAUGCCCUGUGUUAAGAUCAAUUUGUCUUCUGCGCUUCAUUUUCUUUCUUUGGAGCAUUACCAAUUUCUCUCGCUUUACUUUACCGAAGAUCUAACCACAAUCGAUCUCCUCCUUUCAGAAAUUGCCUUAUCAAAGGAAAAUUACUUGGAUUAAAAUCUCGGAUGCUUUCUAGCAGAGAAAGACGAAUUACGUUUCAGUUCGUGUUCUGAAUGACGAACGGAAAACAAAGAAUCGACCCAAUUGAUCUCGUAGAUGCGGAUACUGCGCACACACUGUAAUCCAUAUCAUUACCUAUCACACUUCGCUGGGUUAAAAUGCUACAAAGCUUGAAAUGGGUUGAUCUCAAAAUCCUAGGUCUAAUCUUAGGAGCUCUACCUGACUGAUUGUGUCCGCAACUUUCUGGUUAAGGUGACUGAAAACGUAGAAUAUUCGUUCUAUAGCAGAGCAAAACAUUGCAAAGUAGCAACCGAAACUGAGAGUUCUGCUCACUCAAUACCAACUGCUUACUUAGCCAAGCUUUCGUCGGGCAGUUAACUAACAUUGUUUAAAAAUGUGCACAGAAUAUACUCCUAUGAUUGGAAAACCCCCCUGUAAGUCUCGUCUAACGUAAAUGGCCAUAUAAAAUGCAAGAAAAAUUGUUCGCAGUCACUUUAAUUUGUAGAGCUACCCACCGUCUAUUAUCGAAAAUUCCUUACAAAUACAUUCGAAGUAUCAUUUCCACGCAGUGCUUUAUGGAACUAACUUCCUUGGUAAGUGGAAAGGCUUGAAAUAAGACAAUAACUUGCUUACCCCACUAACAUAAGGCUUGGAUGGAAACAGUCAAGCUCCCGUUAUACAUGACAACCCAACAAAAUUAGGAACGUUUUCCAAUUUCUGGCUGUGUCAGUCAAUCAAAAUCGAUGUUAUCAUUAUUUUCAAUCUAUUCUUUGGGCAGUUGAAGUUUAGAAUCAAAUAGCCUCAUCUUUGGUCUUUUACUCCUUGCAUAACUGCCUAAACAAACAACAAGUGAUAUCUGGAGCAAAUAACCGAUUUGAAUACCGCCAACUAAAGAAUCAGAAACGUGGAAAGAGUCCUUAUCCAACAACGGUCUUGACAUUGAUAAGAUGUUCUUUGCUUUAGCCAGUAUUUUUUCAAUUUAUAGUUUCACCUAAAUACAAAUCAGAUUCCUUUAGCAUGAUCAACUGUAGCUAUGAAUCCCUUGCAUCCAUCGCCAUGUCGUUGAGGGAGUCAAAUGGCCGCUGAUUUCCAAAUGCAUGAAUCAUUCGAUAAAACGUUCAAAGUCGUCUCUCCGCCCAUGAAGAUAAUUUCGGAAAUUUUUCAGUCCAUCCUUGGACCUAACUUACGUCUGAUUUUCUAGUCGUACAAAAUGAAGUAUAAGUCGUCCCGAACGUGGAAGAUGUCCUCACCUGACGAACGUGUUCAAUAAAUCCGUUCUGGACUCGAUGCUAACAAUAAUAAGAAGUCUUCGUACCCGGAGAAAAAGUUCGUUUAUGUAUAUGAAAGUAUAAACUCGACUAAAGAGAGUUUGAGACACUUCUACAAGAAACUGCUACAAAAUAAGAUUUUAUAGUGUCUCGUAGGAAAGAAAAACUCUGAGAUCACCGGCCAUUGACUAAGAUAUAGAGCAAUCGAAGAAAGAACCUACUUUUCCGGAGGAACAUCGGUAAUUCUGUGGCCGUUAAAUCUGUUCACAUCUCUUCCUCAAUGCCCAAUAUUAGAUUUCAUCAAAAUAACGAUGGAGGUAAAUUUUCUAUGAGGCAUUCAACAGUCAUAUCCCGCAUCCUUACACCCCGCUUUAAGAGCUGUGCUAAUAUCUCUUGUGAAAAGAAACUUAAAAUAUCCCAUAACAAAAAUAUCCAAAAACGAAUGAAUCGCAAGCUGAAAUACACCAGACGAAGCUAAAACUGAAAAACGCUGAAAGAUGAAAGAUGCGAGCUCAGACUAAGAGAACAGAGAAUGUGGCCUCAGUCCGUGAAGGUGAACAAUGGGAAUCAUUUUUUGUAUCUGUUGAGUCCAGUCAAAUGUUGAUGUAUUUUGUAUAAGCAAUGAUCUUUGAAAGAAGUCUUAAAUUUUACGAAUGAAGCAACACAAAUCCCAAAGGAGCAUGACAUGUCCAGUUUGUUGAAUAAAUCUAUCCAGUACAAAUCAUUAUCCCCGAAUUCCAAAGGCCUGACGUAAAUAAGAGGAGCAUUAUUUGAAACAAACUCCACUUUAUCCAAGUUUAACUCUCUAAUACCAUUCUUACACCUUCCUAAAUUCCCGUAACAAGGUGCAAAAUAAGCUGAAGUUGAAUGUCAAACCUUUACUUUUAAGAAGAAUUGCGACUCAGUUCUUAGUAUACCCAUUAGAAUGAAAAUAAUCACCCUCAAGGCUUAUUGCAAUGAUUCAGCUUAAAGUUGAUAAAAAGCAGCUUCCCUGUAGAAACGUGUACGUUAACCGUAGGCAAAGUAUUACUUGCUGAACGAAUAUGAUUAUUUUCCCAAGAUGUAUCUCACUCUAUUAUGCUUUAAAAGUUAGCCCUGAACAGCCACAACAAAUAUUCCCCUGUGUUGCGCCGCACGAAAACGGACGAGAUGUGCGAAAGAAACAGAACAUGGAAGGACUUACGCAGAUAUUUAGAUUUUCCAUUUUCAGUGGUGAUCAAAAGACAAAAUAUUAGCCCUGUACAGUACAAAAUAGACAAAUACCCAAAACAAAUAUUCCUUUGUGUUGAGCUUCACGAAAAUGUAUAAGAUGAUGUGCGCAUUAAAAACAGAAACAUGGCAGGUUUCCUCACCUUAGGUUUUAAAACUGAUCAGCUUUUCUUUGCUCGGCCAAUUGUAUUGCAUUAAUUAGUUUUUUUCUACAACAAACGAGAUUCUUCAAGUAAAAGUGAUCCUCGUCGAUUGAGAACGUUACUUGCAUAAAUUCAUCGGGUGCAAAAUUGGCCGCCUCCAGUUGUAUGAAUGAAGUGUUAACUUCAGUUUCCAGCUCCAACAGAAUAAAUAUCUCUCGUUUCUUGAACCUUGGACUAAACGUAUAUGUGCUACGUUGUCGUAUAAGCCAGUUUUCUCUCUUUCUUUUGGCGUUCCUGAUGCAAAUCCUGCAAAUUCACCCGAUGAGGUUGUUCGUUUUAUACACUUCCCUCGGCAAAGGUCCAUGCUUAUUGUUAUUGAAGAAAAAUUAUAGCGCCAUUCAAGUAAGAGUUUCCGCUGGUAGGUUCUAUUGUUAUCGGCAUUACAGCUAUUUAUGUCGGAACAACCUCCCAUAAUAUGAUGGCAGUAUAUUAUGACAAUGGCGAUAGGUCUAUUACUUUUCAGAGCACGCUUCGACGACUGCUUAUAGACACAGAUGUAUCUCGAUCAUUAAUCGGAAAACUAAAAACAUACCACGAUACAUAACGACAAAGUCGCUCAGAAACUGAAAGAUACCAGGUUAUAGCUACGUACAGACUUGAAAACAAAACUCAAACAUGCCUGUAAGUUUCUGGUUGAUUUGCUGUGCAAGGCCAGCCGCCAGUGGCAUUGAUAAUGCUGCCUCAUCACUGGGGGUCAAUUGUCCCAGUGAGAAGCAUGUUCAUCUGGAGCAUGUCUCCACCAUAAAAUAUGGUCGGUAUAAGCAAUGAUCUUUGGUGAAAAUUAAUGACUGCCUUUAAAUUUUGAAAUUAAGCAAUUUGUGCUACUGUGAGUAGACAAUGCCUCUGGUCUCUUUCAACUCAAAACCUAUAAAAACUAAUCCUAGGCUUGCAAUUAGUAAUACCUCAAUUUAACUGAGGUUUGAAAAUCAGGUCACUAACAUUAGAACACUGUUUCGGUCUAUCCACUGCAAUUCAUGACUUAUUGUAUUAUUAUUAUUAUUAUUAUUAUUAUUAUUUCCCCUGAACUAUCAAGAAAAUGUCUUGUGUUGAGGCAGUGCUACGAAAGGUCGCGUAGGAAAUUACUCUCACUCCACUUAUCUGCAGUCAUCUUCUUUCAUAAAUUCUCGUGGUAACGUGGAAUUUAAGCUUAUACUCUGUAUUCUAAAAAAGAACCAAGAUCAUUUCAUGGGAUAGACAGGAAAAUGAAAGUAAUCACUCCCGUUACCGUGAAAGCAAGGAUUCCAACGGCUCAGCUUAAAUCUGAUACAAGGCUCUGUUUAAGGUCUCCUUUAACUGUACAACUGCGAAGGUAUAAUAAUUAUAUUGAUCUGUCGAAGUUAGUGUGAACAUCAAGGAUAUCAACUAAUUCGUUAUUUCACUUUUUCCAAAAACAGAGAACUCACAAUGCAAAAAUAUUUGUGGGAAGUCUAUAUGAAAAGAGGGAAGAUUUCGAAUGUCAAACUGAUGAAAAAGUACAGUCAAAGAUAAGCAGUGGUGUCGCGAUUACAGCUAUUUGCACGGUGACGAACAUAAUUACGCACUUGCGGGCAAAGGCACUUACACAUAAGUUGUGCAGCCAGUAGAGCUAGCUUUAUGUCACCGUGCUGUAGUUUUGAUCCAUUCUGUCAAUGGUAAGAUUAGACUAAUCACGCUUGUUUAUUUUUCACUUUGUUUACCAGGAGUAAAAAGAUAAAUCAAACAAUAAGGCCAAUCAGGACGAAUGGCUAUCGAACCAUAAAACGUUGUGCCUACAGACAACUGGACCAACAAACUAUUCAGUCGUUUUGUCGUUUUCUUAACCAGUUUACAUUCAGAAAUUUUCUCAGCUAUUAUGUGGAAAAAAUGAACCAUAACAAAGCGCAGCAUAGCGUGUACUUACAAGUCAUAAUGUAUGUCAUCUAGCUAUCCGUAAUGUUCUCUUUUUAUUAGUUAAAGUAGUAAACUAGUAAUUGACUUCGUAAUUAUUACGAUCUUUGUUGACGAUUUAUUCUUGUUCUCGAAAUUUAAAAUAAAGGCCUCACAAAACGUGAAAGAUGACCUCCUUAUCUAUCAAUUACUUCGCAUGACAAACGAUUUAAGCCGUAAAAUAAUGAUUAUAUAAUUGUGGUUUCACCCACGUUUUGGGUUCGGUAAAAAAGAACGACACAAUCAACCAAAACUGAUCUCGAUCCACGCAAGGUUUUGUGCAGCCAGAGUGGUUCAUGGCCAUGGAUAAUCAAUUUGUCUUAUGCUCCUCGUUUUCUUUUUUCUUUUUGGAAAAUGGCCAAUUGCUCUUACUCUUACCGUGAUCAAUCGCUUCUUGUCAUAGAUUUCCAUAAAUCUUUGAAGCUUCUUAGCAGGAUGAGAACAAUUACAUUUCAAAUUAAGAAACUACACAAAUUGAUCAGGUAGAGAACAUUCAAUUGAGAGGUGUCUGUAAGGAGUCUAUUAGGUUCUUGUGUAUACACACUGUAAUGCCAAAUGUCAUGGCACAAAAUGCUCACUGAUUUAGAAACUACUUGUAGCUUACUCUAUUGGUUCGAAAUGCUACUAAGCUUGAACUGGGUUGAUUUCAGAAUCCUAGGUGUAAUUUUAAUAGUCAUACGUGACUCACAGCCUCCAGAGUCCAACUUGCUGAUUGAAUUGAUUUGAAAACAUUAUAUUCCUUGAAGAAUAUAGAAAACCAUUCGAAGGAAGCGCACAGAACUGACAGUGUUACUCACUCAAUGCUAACUACUUGCCUAGCUAAGCUUUCCUCGGUUAAUCCACGAAUGUUGUACAGAUAUUUGCACAUAUUGUCUCAAGACUGGAAAACCCUCAUGUAACUCUCCUGACCUUACCUAAAAGUCUAAAUCUAAAAUGACAGAAACAUUGUUCGCCGUCAUAUUAAUUCAGAGGAAUUACUCGAAAAUUAUUGAGAAUUAUUUACCACUAAAUUCGAAGAAAGUUUCCAGCGUUGUGCUUUAUAGAAGUAGCAUCUCUCUUAUGCGAGAAUGCUUGAAAUAAGACACAGCAACUCGCUCGCCGAGUUGAAAAUAUGAGUUGAAUGGGGGCAGAUAUGCCCAGCACACAAUUCUACGAAAUGAGGAGAAAAUGUUCUUAAUUACGCGAUACGGCAUGACCAACUGAUCUUCGAUAUGCAAAGGAAAGACUGACACAUCAGAUUUCUUCAGCAAGCAAGUUGAAUAGCACUUUUACAUGUACGAAAACAAAACGUAACGCUGAAAAGUUACCUUGUUCGUUAUCUACUAGCUAAUAAUAAUGAGGUUAAUGUAAAUACUUCAUGGACUUGGCAUCACAAUGUUUCAGUUACAACCUAGUGCUCUUUCCUAAUAAUGCAAAUCUACAAUGCAAACGGGAGACCAAGACACUUUUUGAAAAUCCCCGGAAUGCGCAGACCGAAUCAAAAUGGAAGAAGAAAAGGGUUUCGAGGAUCUGUCUGACGUGAUACAAACAAAGAAUCUGGCAUAAAAGAACAAUGAAAAACAAAUGUCACAGAGGUUCUAAAGGUAUUCACUUAUUGACUUGAGCACAAAUUCAAAUUUUGCACAUCAUCCCUAUGCAGAAUAUUUCUACCCUCUUGAAUGCUAAUUAGACUAAUCGAAAAUACGGGCGAAGAAACAUUAAAAUACAACCGAAACCACAGUCACUGCCAAUCACUACUCAAUGCUGCCUAUUUCGUGACAAAACACUGUACUAUAAUAAUCAAGAUAGGCGAAGUGGUAGCAUUAUGUUUCCAUUUCAAAACUUCCAAACAAACAAGAAUAGUUCUCAAGAAGUAAAAGUAAGCUCUUUUCUAAACAAUGAUCACUAAGAGGUACGGCAAGUUUCUACUACUGCACAUCGUGAACUACUGCAUGCACUGCUUAUCCCCUACGUGUAAGAGUGUGUUUUCUUUCGACCUCUGUUGUGCAAUUCUGACAAGCACCAAAAUAUGACCGAGAGGUCAGGGGAAAGAGAGGGGGGAGUGGAUGGCUUAAAUCUGAGUGUGCAAUUUCUGAUUAAAACAAUUUUUCCGUGGUUAAUAACUGAAAUAAUAAUAAAUACCGUGUUCAAAUGAUGAACAUUUGAAUAUGUUAGUUCUAAUAACAACUUUCAGUAGCGUUUAGCCAGAAAUUCAUUUUGAUUGCUAUUCUACGGGAGUCUUUUUUACCACUGUGUGAUCUACCAACGAAUUGGUUUCCACAACAAAUUAUAUGACAGAAAUGAGUUACUAAAACUCUCGCAGUAGGCUGAUUUGAGCUAAGAGCGUGUUGAAAACCAAGUUCACAGAUGGUCAUUGCAUAAGUUUUCAAAGGUUUGCUUCGCUGAAAUUGUAGUCCAGAAACCUUUUGCAACAUAUUUUGAAAUUACAUAAGAGAAGAGAAAUUAAAAGCCCUUGCAACAAACAAAAAAUAAUUAUAUAGUAUUAUAUAGAGCAGUGCACCUUUUCACGCUGUGAUAUCGUGAAAUAUGGUGGCCAAGAAGUAAAUUAAAUACAUGCAUUACAUUCAAGCCUGUCUACCAUUCGUAACCGAGAGCGUGAAAUAUGGCGGCCAAGAAGUGAAUUAAAUACAAGCAAUACCUUCAGGCCUUUCUACCAUUUGUACCCGUCUAGAGGUAUCUGGUACAUACCUGAAGCAGGCGUUUGGGCUUAAUUUAUUCAACUGACUGCUCCUCAGGCCUCAGGUUCCCCAGGACUCAAAGUGAACUGUAAUUAAACAAAGCGAUCCCUCGGUAUAAAUAUGGCACAUGCAAAUGGCUCAAAUCAAACGAACAGACAUUUUUGCCAAUGGAGUCAUUUAAAACUACCAUCAGAAUUUUUUCCCUUUCGUCCAGGUGACGAGGCUAUGUGCAAGGAAAACGAAAUCCUGAAGCAUUCUGGUUACCGCAGGCUUCAAAUGACGCCAUGAUGAAAUAGGCCUGUACUGAGAACUGCCAUUUUACCUGUUGUAUUUAGCUGUGUUAACAACUGGGGAAAACCUGUAUGCACUUCGUUAACAUUGAGCAAUUUAAAAAAAGCCGUGGAUACCUGCUUAUCCUUUAAAAUGUGAUUUUGCAAUCUGACAUCAUCAUUCAGCGGCGAUGUGGGUUUAGGUUUGUUUGGCGGGUGGGGGAUUGUUUUGCACAAUGUCUGCUUUGACAGCAACAAUCGUGGCAAAAAUUUACAUGACUUACGUUAUUCGACAAAAUUGCUUACCAGUCAAAAACCAGAUUUCAGCCGUAUGUUCAAUUGGGAAAACAUUAUUCCAUUAAGACUCCAUAGCACUCUUCGUUAUGAUUUAUAGUUGUAAACAAAAGGUCACGAGAACGGCGGCAGUCGAAAACUGAUCCGGGACUUGGCAAGCAGGUAGUGGGGGUUGCUCAAAAGGUUGAAAGGGACUAGUACGUAGGUACUGGUUCAGUUGACUUAAAUUCUUCCGGUUUAUGGUGAGCUGCAAACUUUAAAUAAACAUUGCAAAUACCGGCUAUUGGAACAAUCACGAGCAUUAAUAUCACACUUAUAAAAUCAUGACAUUAAGAUAGCCUGCAUGGUAGCCGUUAAAAAGUAAAGGGAGAAUUUGGGCGCUCGAGAGAGCGAGGGGUGCGCUAAAGUGCUUCCAGGGGUAUUCUCGAAAUAAGGGGAAGGGCACAAUAGAACUGUUUAGAUUUGAUCAAGGAAGAGAGAAUCUUGGAAGAAUAUUCCCUCCAUAUACGGGUAUUUUUAUUGCUCACUUAGCCUGUUCGGUCAAUUAAGAUGGCCUCAGAAGUUUAUCUUUUCAUCCAUGCUUCCUUACAGCUGUUCUGCAUGUCUUCAGCUUAAGGUGUUAUAUCGGUGUUUAAGUCAGUUCUCUGACAAAUCAGAAAAAGUCACCCAAUCCUAAUUGUUUCUGUACUGCAAUCAGUGAAGCCUUGAACUUGUUUUUUCGUUACAUCGCGUUUCCUUGAAAUUUGUAUUUUAAUGAAGAUUAUUAAUUUUUUUUGUCUUGUUUUUUUGCUAAUGUAAUUCUAUAUUUUGUUAAUGUAAAUAAAAUUACUUUGAGAUGCAUAGCCCCUAUGAAUACCAGCCUGUUUUAAAUAGUUUUACUUUUAAGUUGACAUUACUUAACAUUACUUGCGAUAAGACCGAUCCUCGAUAAACAAUAAUUUAUUGCAUUUACUUACCCUUUGGAAAAUAAUACUACCCAGAUAUCUGUUGUAUUCAAGGGCAUAAUGCCGUUUUACUUGAGGAAUGAUUUAUUACAAAAGUUACUAAUUUUUCGCUGAUGCUAACUUCAAGAGAUAAUUUAUUACGUGGGGGUGUGCUAAGGCAGUAUUGGGAAAGUCCGUAAUACAGCUGCUGAAUUCUGAAGAAAUUAUUUGUUGAAGAAGCUUUGAUAAGCUUCUGCAAAACAGAGGUUAGGCAAAUUAGCUUUCUGUCGAGACUUGUGACAUCUUUCGUAUUAUGUGAAAAAACACGGUUUGGAUGGUGUUACAUGUCACGGCCUGUAGAUGCAGGCACCCCCUAACCUGGGCAGGGUGGGGUUUGUACCCAAUUUGUCCUGACACUGGCAAUAAAUUAUUCUUAAUGCCAGCUGAUCCUAUGUAUUUUCUCCUAGUGUCUGGGUUUGAAACUCUCAAAUCAGCGGCCUACCCACUUAACUAAACUCAAGUCAAUUAUAAAGUACUUUCCCACGGGGGUGCAGUUGACGUUUGUUCUCAUGCAAUGUGUAUUAAUGUUUGUUCUUUGUUUGUUUUUGGUAUUUAGAUAAAUCACCCAGUCCUUUUCCAGGUGUCAAGCAUAACGCGAUGAGUGUUUCCUCUGAGCUAAGACCAUUAUACAGACUCACUUCAGUUAAACAAGAGUGUACAGAAGAGGAACUGAAUAGCUUAAGUAAUCUGGCAAAACAAGUAUUCAGUUUUCAAUCUAAAACUAACAGUGCCCAUAUUGGCCAAAAAUGCCCCAUCAAUUGUCCGUGUAAAUGCCACCUGCCAUCUCCACUCCCUGCUGGGAAUGCGUAUCGGCCUUCUGUGAUAAUGGCUCCAGUGGUCAGAGAGCAAAGGGGAUCAUCUGUGACACAUUUUCCGCUUAGGAUGCAGGUAAACUAUAAAAUAAACGAGGGUCAUAUUACACCAACCCCUCGCUAUGGAAAGGACUUUUGCAUACCCAGUGCAAUAUCAUCGGGCUAUGCCAUGCUGAUGAGUCCUAAUGAGGACGAAACAGCCGUCCAUGGCUGCCACUGCCGGGUUAAUAUGGUUGUGCGCAUGCGUAAGGUACUGGCCAUACGGCGGAGUUGGUACGUGUGUUUCAGUGCUGAAAUUGGUAUUAUUCAACAUCAUCGGGGUUAGCUAUAGCCAUGGGAAGUUCUUUCGUCCGUGUUAGGACAUUAUCGACUAUCACAACCGUUGGAUGUCCUAGCCUCCCGAGCAUACUUUCUUAGGGCCUAUUACGCCUUCCAAGGAACGCGUAACGAAGUCUAAAUAGCCUGUUCCAGGCAUUCAGAUCAUGGGGACGGCGCGAUGAGCUGUGAGCAGAGAAAAAAUUUUUCCCGCUCUCUUCUCGUCGCACUCCACUUUCUAAACGCCUGGAACAGGCUACAGCCCAAAGGACCGUCUCUAUGUUGGCUCCUGAUGGUCGUGAGUAUCCUCAAAGUUUGUCUAUACUUGAAUCACGCCAAAAAAGCGAGGCUAAUAGAAAGAACAUUUUAACGUUAUCACAGGCCCCAAAUUGUUCCACAGGGGUGGACUAAGCGAGCUAACUGUACUCCAUAGGAAGGAGAAAGAGGCGAGGUUAGUAAGCGCUAGGAGCUUAGUAAACUACAAAAUAAUUCAAAACUGCCUUUUCAACUACAUUUUGUACCAAAAAUGUAAAUGAAACAUUAGUAAAUGAAAAUUGCUCCGAAAUUCUCGGAAAGAGGAAAAAAGAGCAAGUUGUUCAAUUUAUUCAGUGUCUUGCUCGAUUAAUAAGAGCUUGCGCAUUGCAUCGUGCUCAAUAUCAGGUCACUCAAAGUAAGGACUCCCAUACACCGUAUUUGAGCUUUAAAAACCCUAUAUGGAUCUUCAAACGGCCUAUAGAUUUCAAUGGGUGGACUGGAUAGACUGUUUUUUUUUUAUACUGUGGUGGUAUAUUCAUCGAUAGCCAGGGGCGCUUCUGUCAACAGCAUUUUAGUUUUGUGGAGUUUUUUUUUUUUUACAGUUUUUUUAAAUAAACGCCUCUCUCUCUUAGACGCCUUCCAUCUAUUAAACGCAACCCGCUUGGGUUCCUGGGCGCCUCUUAGAUCAUUUACAGGCACAGAGCUUGUUUUCUUACUGACCACCACCCCCCGGGGGGGGGGGGUAUUCGCUAAAUCCUUGGGUGGGGAGGUGCGGCCCGGCCCCUCAUACCCAGACCCUGUUUAAGACAAAAAUCGCUGAUUUUCCUAGUAAACUAUUUCAGAACAGAUAGCUUUAUGCACUGUUACUAAAAUAAAUUUUAUGGCACUUUUUUGCCCACGAACUAUUUAUAGCAAGAUAAACUAGUUGUAGCUUUCGCUAAGUGCCAACGAAAGAAUAAGAAUUUGCCUACAUUAACGGUUUUAGUUCCAGUGUUUAUAAAACCAUUUCAGCUGCUGAGGCGAGAAUUUCCACUACAAGCCCAAGCACUCGUCGUUCCUACAUUUCUGCCAUGCUCUUGGCCUCAAAAUCGCUCUUUUUCUUCUGCUUAGACAUUUUUGAACCUUAAAGUUGUCGAGUUUCAAACAGCGAAAGAGAAAUAACAUUUAUAGGUUAGAGCGAACUUGAAAUAGCGAGUUGUACUUCCUACGUGCGGCAGAGGACAAUGUCCGAGCUUUGAAGGGUUGUUUACAACAAAGGUCAUCAAAAGUCACGUGAAACUACAUGUGAAAUCUAACGCUACUAAAAUCUGCAGGGAAUCUACACCUUACAUUACAUUACACUUUUCACCGCACGAUCGAGAAUUUUUCUGCCUGCUGCAAUACUUCCGCGUGGCAUUAGCUGGACGCCUCGCAAGCCGGCCAUCUUCGCUCGGCUUGCUCGUUGGCAAUAACAAUGAUAAAAUAAGAAUCAUGAAUGGUUUUGUCGCGGCUUAAUAAGAAUAGCGCUAUCCUGACAAAGGCAGACUUUAACUGAAACGAAAAAUUUCACAUUAAAAAUACUCAAAGUGGCGCUAUUCGACUGUGCGAUCAAUGAAAACUGCUACAGUGUGGAUUGAGGACGGUUUCCCACUGCGGAGCAUUUGGCAGCUCCAGUAUCCCAGCCGCAGCGAAUUUGCCAUCUGUUAAAGACCAAAAAGAUGCAAAUGCCCGGGGGUUAGCCCGCGAGGCGGGCAGGGGGUGGCUGGUCGCAGUUGGCUUUGACUGAUGCAUAAAUUAAAAUAUUUCCUUUAAGUUUGCUCUUUUCGAUACCCAAUGCAUGAUAUAAAGAGCAAAAGCCUUUGAGAAGAAAUUGCAUCUCACCUGGCAGGAUUGAGGAUGAACAGUUAAGGUUGUAACUUACAGUAGCAAAAAAAGAAAAUUGAGUCGUGCCGAUUGUUGUGUUAGCGGGAGAACAAGUAGUGAGGAUUAUUAUGGGGUACUGUGUAUGUAUGAUCUCUCAGUGUUAUUAAUUAGCUGAAAAAGGUAGAAUUGAAAUUAAACUUCCGUUGCCAAGAAUUUGUCCGGUUUUUAGAACAGACGGAUAAACGUCAGGUAUAUUUCAGGAAAGGCUGUCACACAAUAGCCUGUGUACAGAACCCCUCCCCUCAGAAAAAAAAAAUCAGAUUCUUCUCCGAUUUUUUGCUGAGGGGAAGGGGGUCUGUACACGAACUAUCUCACAAUUGCUCUAUUAAAAUCAAAGAUACAACUCAAGUCUUGAUGACAAGUAGUAAAGGUCUUGUAAUAAGUAACGCUGCUCACGUGCUCCUUUAGUCAGAAGGGAAUUUCAGUUGAGUUUCUUGCGUAGUUUAAAAAAAAAUUAAGUUUCCCUAAAAGCAUUUCUAGGUAAUUUAGGAAUAUAAGUUGAAUAUGAGACAGGCAUUUUAAUAUUUCAAAAGUAACGGAGGUUACACAAAACCGGAGGUUGAUUUUAUCUGACGCUGUCUUUGCGAUUUUCAACCCUCUGUUCUGUGAAUGGACUUAAACAAUACUCAUGUGUUACAAUUCAUGUAUAAAUUCUAACAUAUUAUCAUAAAUAUAUUACAUUUUUUACUCUCAAUUAGCAAUUAUUAGACGAGGUUGAGCAAAAUAUCGUGAUUUGUCAGUGGCGAGCAGAUCAAUUAUUUGCCGAAGCUGGCUUUUUUUAAUAUUUUCACUGUUCUUUUGAUCGAGUAAACAUGCCAAAUCGCUCUCUGCCAAGUCGGCGAAGCGAUCUGUCAUGAUCGCAAGAAGGAGCAAGAGUGGUUUCAUUUACGCCUGAGCAGAAUAGUAUUCGCAGCCAAAAACAAUUGAACGACAUUGCGCAUGAGCACACCAUUAUUUGUAGGCAGUUAUUUGCAGGUCACGUGGUGGACUCUCCGCUAAUGAAAAGGAAGAAACAUUUGCAUCGAAUGAUAAUUCAAUUUAUUUUGCAACUUUUGUCGUAUUUAAACGCGUUCUACCAACAAAUUCCGGAAAUUUGAUCCAAAUUUGUUUAGCAUUUAUUCAUUUCAAGUUAUGUGCAUCGUCAUUUAAGACGGUCUGUAAUUACAAGAGUGAGUACAGUUGGAAACGGAAUGAAACAUUUCCUUCCUUCUGUAACUUCCCUUACCAAAACUUAUUUUAUAAUCACUCACAUGUUUCCAAACUAUGAUACAAGUGAAAAAACUCUUUUUUUCCAACAGGUUUAACAAAAUGAUGUUUCCUCUACGGUCUUUAUUAAAGAAAUAACAAUAAAAACACAAAACGACAAUUUUAACCUCUCGAUAUUUUGUUACGUCAGACUAAAGUAUACCACCUCUGACGAGUUGAGCAAGAUCCAACAUAUGGCAGAACAAAGUGACUUUUUCAUUCCUUGAGCCAAUGACGUAAUUAAAAUGUAAAACUUGGACCUUAGUCUGCCACAGAUUUCAUUUUAAUUUCUUUAGAGAAAACUAAAUUGAAAAAAACAUAGAUAUUUUCGAAAAACCGUGGCACAUUUUGCCCACUUCCAAUGGGUGAUUUUAAAAGAAAAAGGUGCUUGUAACUCAUUGACGGACGUACAAGGGGUUUGAAGGUGGAUGCCAACCUCUGAGGUGUUUCUGAGUUUUUUCGGAUCAUUAUAAUAAGUUUCUGCCUCAUGGGUUCCUGGUUUCUGGGAAACUACCCACCUACUCCUCCCCUAAGCUAGCAUUAACGCUCACCUCUCACUUGGGGCAAAAUGUUGGCUUAGGGGAGGGGUAGGUGGGCCGUUUCCCAGAAAGGUAUAAUAAUCCGUUUUUUCCUAGACGAUUAAACAUCAGCACCUGACGUUUUCAGUAGCUGUUUGUUUAUCCUCACGUGCAUUUUGAGACAAGUUUAGUGAUGAUCAGUUAUUAUAGUUACGAGAUAUAAGGUCAUAAGUAGAAGGUAGUCAAGCCAUGUUUGAGUGAAAAUGCAUGUUUUUUCAACUUUCGUUCAACGAUAAAAAUAAAGCUCGUGGAUAAAAUGAAGCAAAGGACUUAUGUUUUAAGUUACCAAUUACCAAUUCUUGCCGUUUUUCCCUGAUUCCUAAUUCUUGGUAAAACCCAAGAUUGCGACAUAUUUGGUGAUCGUAUUUGUGGGUUCCACUUGUAAUAUGGCAAGCAAAAUUUUACACAGCUUGCAAAUUUUGUAUGUUAUUUCUUGUCGUAUUUGCCCAUACAUUUGAACAAUAGUAUGAUUUACUGCGAACAAAGGUGUUUAAAAAAGAUAGUCAAGAUGAUCUUGUUAUCAAAUGUGCGUGUUACGCGAUUUAUUUGCCCAAGGCGAGACAAACAAGUAGAAACGUAACGGUGUUGAUUAUAUGUUCAUCGUAUGACAAAUAAGGGUCCAAUGUCACACCUACGUCCUUGGCUGUUUGAGUAGGAAAGAUAUCUUUUCCUAGUAGAGAUACACUGAAGUCUUGUAAUCUGGGCAACAACUGCCUACUGCCAAACACCAUCAGCUUGGUAUUGGUUAGGUUCAAGAGCAAAUGGUUUCUGAACACCAGUUCCUUACAUUAAACAGGUCUUCGUUCAUAUAAGAGAUAGCCGACUGCUUGUCUUGUAUUUGAAAGAAAACAAGUAGUUUUGUAUCGUCCACGUAACACUGUGAACUGCAUUUCCUGGCUGCAGAUGGGAAAUAGUUAAAAUAAUGCUGAAAAGAAGCGGAACAAGAAUGCUACCUUGAGGGACUCCGCUGACUAUAUAAAGUGGAGAGGUUCUGAGACGGCUGAAUUAAUCCUGACUACUUGGUGCCUUUCGCUAAGUAACUGCGAACCCACUGGAUGCUGGAAUGGGAAGCCCCGACCUCUUGUAACUUUGUCAGUAGAAUUCUGUGACUUAUGCUAUCAAAGGCUCUGCUUAAAUCUAAUAGUGUAAUAGCUGUUAGUUUCCUUUGAUCCAUACAGUGUAGCUCUCAGCAUUUCAACAGUUGUUUUGAUGACAGAGGUUUCGGUCGAAUGCCACGCCUUGUUUCCGCUCUGAUUCUUUGGUAGUCUUCCUUUUGCAUUUAAUAAAUAAGAUAAGACUGGUUAUGGACAACUCUUUUGCAAACUUAAGAAAGGACUGGUAAGAGCGAGAUAGGUCUAUUGUUACUUGCUUGCUCGUGGUCACCUUCAUUUGGGAUGGGUGUCACUUCAGCUGUUAAAAAUAGUAACCCCUUCCUGAGCAGCUAAAGAUGGGCAUCGUGUUUUUUCACUUGGGUAAUUUCCUCAUUCCUCGUCCCCUUCCUCGCCCCCCCCCUCCCCCCCCCCCCCCGCCCCAUUAACCACUCAAGUAAAAAUAGAUAAUUGCUUGGCAUUUUUUUCCCUUACAGUAUAACGUGUCGUUACUAAUUUCUGACCUUCAUCCUUCCGGACAUUGAGAAAUUUAUUCGUUUCGCUAAGUCUACCAAACUUUACAGGGUCAAUGCAUUUGUAAUUUACGUUACGUGGCAGCAGUUUCCAUUUUUCUAAAAUGCACAGACCGGCUGACGUUUAAGUUUUGUUUUCGUUUUGUAUUGCAUUUAUUAGUCUUUGCGACUAUCUAGGUGUUGUUUGUUUAUAUUUGAUGGGUGAUCUACCACGUACGUGAUUAAUUUCUGAGCAAUCUUUGAUCUAACCGGAAAUUCCCAAAAUUAUUGUCCUUUUACGCUAUUAAAAGGUGACAGGGUCAUCUUUAGUUAACUCCUGGUCUUUUUAAAAUACACUGUCUAUAAAGCAACACUUUUCUGUUUCUUAAAACUUGCAAAGCAAAGUAAGUUUUUCUUUUUUGUCUAAUAUUAUUGCAUUUAAAACCCUUUUGGCUAUCAAAAGGGGUUGAUAGACAGGGUAUGGUUUUCAGGCUGUUCAAGGUCUUGAGUUAACGGGGUUAUCGAUAAAUAGGACAUUCUUUCUUGCUAGGAAUGCUUUUAUACCACAGUAGAGAAAUACUAUAUAGCGGAGGGGAAUUUGCUCUCCCAUUUUGGGAGAAAAAAACGCUUAUUAAACAGUUUAAAAUUGAACACAAAGUGAAAGGGAAACCUCGAACUGUCUUUUGAACUCGGGGGGUACUCCUGGGAAUUCUUGGUUGGCGGUGUGCUGCCCGGUUCUCCAAAUCCUGACCCUAUUUCAGACCAAAAAACGUCAUUUUUCACAAUCUUUUUCAGACCUGUCUUUACUUAGAUUAAAACAGCAAAGAAAAAGAUUUCUUAAAACCCAUUUCGAAUUCGAAUAUUUCUCUUUCUUUCUUACUUAUUUGGACUUGACACUUGAUUCCAGACCAAAAUGGACAAACCUGAACCUGUUUUCAGACCAAAACGGCUUAAAAACCCCACUCUUUGGGGCGGCACAUACCUAGUGGGUUCCCCCGGCUUUUUGAAGGCAUUGAAAAGGGCGCAAUGGGAUAGCGUCAGAGUCAUGGAUGUACACACACAAAGAGAUGUCCAAGCAAGUUUUAGAAGAAAAAACACUGACAAUAAGGUUUAAACUUCAAGAUAAAGUAAAAAAAGACCGUCAGAAGGAAUUCGUCGUAGCAUCUUUAGAAGGAGACAUUGCAAGAACGAAGUACUUGAGGUUUAAAAACAUCUCUAUUUUGGCUUACAAUCAAAAGGGUGGGUCUUUUAGAUCGAUUAGUAGAGACUACUCAAUGUCUUCAUCUUCAAUAUUAGACAGAGUAAAAUGGUGACAAAAAGUCGUUCUCUUCCCUCCCCCCGCCCCGAAAGUAAGGAUGAAGCCGCGUGAAGGCCAAAAGGCACCAUUUUCCCAUCUUUUAUUUGUAGGGAGGAAAUGGUUCUAAAUUUUCCAUUAAUUUUGUCCAAGAUUCUAGUUCUAAAUUUGGAGAGCUGGAGGGCAUAUAACCACACAAGACAAAAAAUUGGCGACACAAAGGUGGAAAAAUAGUAAGAAGUCGACGCUGGACAGCCUAGCCCAGGCCCUUGCUAGCCCCAAGGAAUAAAUCGCACCAUGUAACGGAAUCCAAGACAGUCUUGGAUUUUGGAUUCCACGCCGUGGAUUCCGGAUUCCGGGUACUGGAUUCCAGUCUUUGUCAUUGAAACCUGGAUUCUGGAUUCCAAUCAUUAGUGGGAUUCCGGAUUCCUUGUACUGCAUUCUGGAAUCCAAACUCCAGGAUUGCGGAUUCCAAAACUAAGAAUAUCCCGGAUCCCGGAUUCCACAAGCAAAAACUUCACGGAUUCCAGAUUCCAUUACAUGGGGCGAAAUAAAGUCUAAGAACUGAAGUAGACAGUAUAACAUAAGCACAACAGGCUCAUCCAUGGGCCACCCCCGACUAAUUAAAAUAAAAUAAGAAGUAGACGGUGGCAGACGGUACAGGCCCUAUGGGCCAGCCUUAACUAAUGUUAAAAAGAAAUUUUAAAAAGAUAACAGACAGAAGACAGAAUUUUAAGUCAAUCUUGGCUCUAUGGGCCCCCAGAUACACGUAUAUUGAGGAUUCAAUGUGGCUGGUAGGGUUCUUUAUAGUCUUAAGACGAACGUAGGUUUUAUCCCCCCAGACUUUGAGGCACAGGACUAUUUCGGGACGACUAUAUAUUUGAAAUUUGCUCUGGCCAUCAAUUCGGGCCGAUUUUUGGGGUGAGCGAAAGCUCUGUGUUGAUGUUCGUUACGAUGUAGCCGCAUUUUUUGAUUUAAUGACAGAAGAUUGGAGAGAGUUUAAAUAGCAAACCACUGGGUAAUCGCCAGGGCGAAAAAAGGACUUUGACGCUGAUUACCAGGGAUUACAGCUGCUCGCACGAUGUGAGUGAGUGUGACAUAACAAUUUGAAAAUUUAAUUUAUGCGCCGCUUCGAAACACCGGAAAUGAAAAAUCAUCAAAUACCAAACACAUGCUCUGCUUUGCCUCGAUCUUCGUCACUGAUUUAAGAUAUUUCCAUUGAUCUUGCGUUUAGCAAAGUGAGAGGUGAAAUUCCUGGUCCGGUUGGUUCAAUUACAAAAAAUCCUCACCAUUUACCAGCUUCUCUAAGGCUUUUCUUUGUAAUUCAGGUUUUUAAUCUUGUGCGUGGAACUUGAUAGCAUGUUAAACUUUAUAGAGCAUAUUUCUAGUCAGCUAAAAUGCGAAGACUGGCGCACUUAGGAGAAUUAGGCGUUUUGUAUCUAUGGACGUUAUGCUAGUAUUAUACAAGACUUUCAUUUUACCGCUUCUAGCAUAUUGUAGUGCCCUCCUGUUAGCGGCGGGAAAAGUCCAGGCCAAUAAAAUUGAAGACGCCAAUCAUUAUGUAUUAGGGAUACUGACAGGGCACGGGAAAUCAUUGUCUUACCAAGAACUCGUAAAUAUAUGUAAUAUAAGUUGAACACUUUAGAGUGUAGGAAAAAGCAGCAAUCUCUGAUGCUAUUAUUCAUUAAAUGCAUUAGGAGUAUAGGGCCGAAAUACAUAAGAGACUUUUUUAGCAUAAAAAAACGUCUUACAAUUUAAGAGAAAAUGGUGUUAAUCUUUGCGUUCCCAAAUUUAAUCUCAAUUUUAUGAGGAACUCUUUUACUUACAAGUGCGCUCAAUUGUGAAAUAAACUUCCAGAAGAUGUCAAGCUGGCCGAUAAUGUUAAUGUUUUUAAGUCUAAGCUAAGAUCAAUAGACCUUUUUACCGAUACGGAGGCCAUAUUGAAUUCAUUGGAUUUAAGGAGUAUUAUGGGAUACCCAGGGGGCAUGAGCACGAUCUCAUAGUACUCGCAUAUGUCAAAGCAAAAAUUGUUAAAUCAGCAGCAAUAUAAAAUAUAAUUACCUUAUAUGUCAUCAAUGUUCCCCCUUAAAUUUGGCAGAAAAUAUAAAAGUGGCUCAUCACACAAUCCCUCUGCGUGACAAGCCAAAAGGACCUCUGCACGCAUAGGAGGCUUCUAACCCUGAGCAGACCUUAAAUCACAAAGGGAUGCGAAGGGUGGGUAUGCUUAGAACUGACUAAGCCAGAAUGUUUUUAAAGUCUUCUGUUUAUGGUAAAUGGGUUCGUAUGAAAAGGGAGCUCUAAUUUAUUUAAGGCUUGACUAAAUCUAUAGUUAAUAUUUUCUAUUUAAAAGAAGAUGAGUGGUAGCAAAUAUCGUUCUUUAUUUUUAUCUCGUCUUUGGUUCUAUCCUGUCAAUCAUAGGCUUACAUAACGCAAAAUGUACAAGAAACUGUGCAACGCAAUUAACCCUGUGAAAGUCAGUUUGGGCAAAAGACGGGUUGAAAAUUCUUGAGAAAACCAGAGGUUCCGAGAGUACUUCCUCUUCUUCGUUUUUAAACCACUGAAGAGGUGGGAGCACCCUCGAAACGUCUGGUUUUCUCAACCAUUUUCAACGCCUAUGUUAACAAAACUUUGACUUACUAAGGCAUACCUUUCCUCCAUGGCCAUGAUCGUUUCCGUUUUGUUUUCAUACUGAAAGCCUUGACAAACUUUCCAGUGAGAGUCCUCGUCGAAAAACUGUUAACGAGGUGGUAACUAUCCUGGUGGUUGUCUCCUUGCUUUGGUGGGUCCUAGCCCUUGGAUCUUCCUAGGGAAAGCAGUUUACGUGGUGUACCAGGAAGAUCUAGCACUAGGGACAAGUACAACCCCAUUGCACGUAAACAAAAUACAGACCGCAUAUGGCACUAGGAUGAUCCGCGUUCUAGGAUCUUUUUAGUGCUAGGAUCUUCCCCCCUGCAAUGUAAAUAGGCCCUAAGGAAUAACUUCACAUAAUUGAACUAAAACCCCGGCCUAGAACAUCAAUACCAUCGUGACAUAGCCGUUUUAACAACAAAUUACUUAAAUUAUCUCAAUCAUGGGCGGCCUAUCCAAGUUUGCCUCUAUUUGCGUUUACUAGAUAAUAUUCGUAACCGCUAGGAAUGUAGGAAAUGAUCGCCUAAGUCAUUACCACGACUUCAAACUUCAUGCACCCUUUUUAGUAAUAAGUAGCUGACAAGGGAGCAAAAAUGAGUACGGAUGUCAAUAAACACUGGUCUGGCAGAUUGUUCAUCAUAUCGUUUAACGUACAGACCUUUUUUCUGAUUUUCUUUAAGAUUGUUGAAAAACGAAAAAAGACCACAAGUGCUACUUCCAGCGUAGGGGUAAGUUUAUUUAUUUCUCUGCAGGAUUUGAAAGCAAUGUUAUGUAAAUGAUUACAAUCACUAACAGAUUUAGGGUGAUCCGACAGCGCCACCUCCCCGCCUUUUUUAAGGGACCCGGCCACCAUCUUUAAUUUCCUGGAUCCGGUCGUGGCAUUUUGUGCAUGUCAUUUUGCUCCAAAUAUGGAAGAAUUGAUGUCUUUAGCUUGUAGAUUCACCAAAGUAGGUCAUGUGAUGUUCCGAAGGGACUUUGCCUCCUGUAUUGUCAUAAAUUAUGCAUGCAUAUACACUUAAAAAUAAAGGGCUGAUUACGUGAGCCAGGCUGGCCUGCUUUGCCGACCUUCCUCACCUUGCAGAGGUGACUGCUCCAAUCAGGAGUAGACUAGCUCGGAGCCGCUAUGUUUACAGAGAGUUUGGCAACUAUGUGGAUGAGCAGUGUGUUACCAGGCUUUCCUGUUACUUUUUUAGUUCGCCAGGCUUUCCUGGCGAGCGUAAUUACAUACAAAAUAUUUAGCCCGGUUAGCCGGCAGGUCUCGGUUGUCAUGUAAUCACAAGGACUUGAGGUUUAGUGCUUGUAAUCGAUGAACCGAGAUCUUGGCAAAGUGUCCCAGCCCGCCUCAUAUCGCUCAUACAAUCAGCCCCAUAAAUCGGAGGAAAAACUUUCGAUUAACACCAUAUGGACUAAACUCGGAAAAAGAUAAGAGUUAAAAAGGUCUAUUCUAGUGAAAAUGCGCCAUGAAGACAGUCAAUCGCUAUACAUUAAAAACAGCAAUUACGUCAUGCAUAUCGGGGUUACUGUGACAACACUGGACUAUGCGGGGAUGCUCAGCUCGAAAGAGAUACAUUUACACGCAACAACGUUUGUUUUGUUUUUCGUAUUAAAGCGGAAGAGAUACCAUUUUCUAUGAAAGCUGUAAGGAGGGAGUAUCUUUUUUAUACCCUGUAAGAGUUUUCGGAUCUCGGGGCAGACCAUCCCUUUAGAGGAACUUGUUCAACAACCUUAUCCCCCCAGUUUAAUUGGUUGCUUCCUCGUAAUGACAUUUCUGUGUUAACUUUGUCAGUUAGUUGUUGUUGGAGCUUGAUUUUGCAUCGCCAACCGCAGCGUUAUUGUUUGUGGAGUUGUUAAUAAAGAUUCAAUUUAAAAAAAACAGCGGCGUUAUGGCGUUUCAUGUUUGACCAAGUUAACUUUUUCCCGCUGAGACAGGAUACCGUCCUUAACGACUACGACGAAGAAGAGCACUUUAUCCGCGUGAACACCGAUGGCAAGACAGCAAAAUUUAAACUGACCAAAAAAGAUUGGGAACUAAUGGAAAUCAAAGAGUACCCAAGCGGGGGUCGUCUGUUGGGUGGUGCCUGGACCACUAUAUUUAGGCGAGGAGUAAAGCAGAGCAAUGAGUGGUGCAACUUACGCCUCACAAAUAAUCAAGUGAGAGCGGAGAACUCUCGCAGAAUGCAUUCCUCGCCAUUCUUCAGAGGAGCUGGGGAGUGCAAGUUUCCACAGUGCAACGCGAAGGUAAAGUUCGUCAUCCAUAAAGAAAGAGGAAAAUACGUUCACGUGACAUAUGUGGGAAAUGUUUACCACAAAGUUCGUGGGUCGUCUGUGGCAAAGAAAUGA
Porites lobata is the source of this 28106-nucleotide messenger RNA. The record is from the annotation of a GenBank genome assembly. NCBI's taxonomy places the organism in Eukaryota, Metazoa, Cnidaria, Anthozoa, Scleractinia, Poritidae.